Molecule: messenger RNA, 3257 nt
Organism: Phyllopteryx taeniolatus (common seadragon)
Lineage: Eukaryota; Metazoa; Chordata; Actinopteri; Syngnathiformes; Syngnathidae
Gene: chmp7
Product: charged multivesicular body protein 7
Exons: 9
Coding region: 1287-2543 (418 amino acids)
Biological process (GO): vesicle budding from membrane; late endosome to vacuole transport via multivesicular body sorting pathway
Cellular component (GO): multivesicular body; ESCRT III complex; cytoplasmic side of plasma membrane
Source: RefSeq, a predicted model, not a curated record
AAAUAAUCGGUCACCGUAAUGAAUAGAAUGUUCGAGAAAUUUAAAUUUAAAUGCUUUCUGCUGCAAUCCAUUUUUAUUUGAAAAAUAGAAUUAGUCUAUCCACUCUUCAGACAAGUAAACAGGAAGGAGGCCUGAUGGUUGCCGGGGGGGGGGGGGGGGGGGCCCACUUGUGUCAGUUUCUUGCGCAUGCAAAACGGUGUCAAUUGACUUGCAUGCGUCCGCAGGCACACACACCCCGGGGACUCUUUCGCUGGGUGUGGGGUCACGCACUUAUUGCGACAAAUAACUCGUGAAUAUGCAAAUCGCUUGUGUAUCCCCUCACUCAUACUCUCCUAUAGUCCUUUAGACUUUUCGAAUUGACAUAGUCAAUCCCACCACACUUCAGUUGUACAGCCGGGUUCACGACCCUGGUCCCGCAUGCGUCUUCUCCUGUCCUCGUCCUGUUCCAUCUUGUCCUGUCCCAUCUUGUCCUGUCCUGUCCUUCCCUCACAGGGUGCAGCGCUACAGCCCCGUGCAACACUCAUAUUUCAUAUUUCAGUCAUGUAAUGACUUACUUUUCUCACCCUGUUUACAAUUAGUGCUUUGUCUUUUGUCUUUGUUUCUCUCUCCCCUCUGGAAACUUUGUUCUGUUCGACUCUGAUUCUCAAUAAACUUCAAUUAUAAUACUAAGAAAGCACAGCGCAAGCUUCAAAACUCCAUUGUGACGCAGUGAACACAGGAGAUACAGAUCCUCCGUUCCGCUUGACCUAACAGGACAAACCAAAAAAACAAAAAAGAAACAAAACAUAUGAUUAUGAUUAACAGAAGCCGUGUGAGUCCCUUAGUUGAGCAAGGGUUAGCUUGAUGCUGAGGGCAAAUGUUCAAAUUUGUUAAUCCACAAUCCGCUCACUGUCAAUCGUUGGCGUUGUUAUGGGGAAUUUGCGCCCCCUGGUGGAGCCGUCCUCUGGACUGGUUUUCGUCCUUCCUGACACACUGGGUGGAUAUUUCUUUCGGGUUUUCGCUGCGAUUUGUUUCCACUGCGUGAGAGACCGUCGAGGGGUUAUUAUAGUCACUUCCCAUGAAAUGUGUGUUUUCAUUGGGGACAAUCGAACGUUAUAGCAUCAUCAAAGUAAAUGGUCCAGUUGCAGACUCCCGUCCGCUAGGUGGCGGCAUGCCCCAAAGCGAGCAGACGAAGAAAAGAAGACAACGAAGAAGAAGAAGGCGACGAAGAAGAAGAAGACGACGAAGAAGAAGAUGUCGUCAUCCGCUUCCCGUUGUUGACAGCCGAGCUUGACGCCGCAGCGAACAUGUCGAGCGCCGACUGGGACGACGACGAACGCAUGAAUUUCCUCUUCUCCGACUUCAAAGAGACCCGCGACGUCAACACGAUGGACUGGGACAGCAAAAUGGAGUUCUGGGCGCCUCGGGUGCUCCAAAGCUGCAGGGAGCGCCGCAGCGUGAGCGUCAACGUCCGCGAGCUCAACGAGAUCUUCCGGAGGAAGGAGACUUCUCCUCUGGGCUUGCCCACCGUCUUGGACGCCAUGGCGAGACGCGGGGAGCUUCAGCGGGAGUCUGAGUUCGCCGCCAAGGCGGAUUGCGGCUGGCUGUGGUGGGGCGUGGGCGUCCUGCUGGUCAAGCCUCUCAAAUGGACCUUCUCGUCCGUGCUGGGGGCAAGCCCGGCACCUUCCGAGGAGUCCUUUGUUGUCCUGCAACUGGCGAAGGAGAAAGCAGCUGAAGUGCUCCGGAUUUACCGAAGCAGUGAAUUUGCAAGUCGCUCCGUCAUAUCGUUCGAAGAGCUGCGCGCUGUCUCGUCGGGCGCGUGUGCCGACGAAAGCGCCCUGCGCACGACGCUUCUGCAGCUGCAGAGGGACAAACAAGUGGCCGUCUCCUUGCACGAGGGGGAGAAGAUUGUGAAAUUUUGCCAACCCGGGCAGGCUCGCGUCUCCUCCGUCACUGACGUCGAUAUCGGAAUCUACCAGUUACGGCGCAGUGAGAAACUGCUGGAGGAGCGUCUGGAGAAACUGGGCCCGGAGGCUGAUAAGUGCCGAGAGGAAGCAAGAGUUCUACUUCGGGAAGGGAAAAAAACACAGGCUCUGCGGUGUCUGAGAGGCCGCAAAAGGCUGGAAAAGAGAGCAGACGGCUUGUUUGGGCAGCUGGAGUCCAUUCGAGGCAUCCUGGAUCGCGUAGCUCAGUCGCAGACCGAUAAAACGGUGCUGCAAGCGUACCGGGCGGGAAUGGCCGGCCUCAGACUCUCGCUCGAGGACGUGACGGUGGAAGGUGCCGAAAGCAUUGUUGAGCAAAUCCAGGAGCUAUGUGACAAACAAGACGAGGUGAACCAAGCCAUAUCUGGAGGAGUGACCUCUUCAGCCGCUGAUGAUGAUGAGCUGGAGGAAGAACUGAACUCUCUGCUGGACGAAUCCAAAAUGUAUCCGGAGGUUCCGAACGAGCUGCCGCCGAGCUUGGCGGGUGACGACCUGCUGGAUUCUCUGCCGGCUGUCCCUCAAACUGACCUGAAUGUUGGCACCGAGCAGCUGGAAGAAGAACUCCGGCAGUUGAUGCUCUAAACGUUCAACGGGGCUGGCACAUUUCUUUGCUUUUUGGUGUCAUAAUGGCCACAAAGUAAAAACGAUUCUACCCACGCGGGCCUCCCGCAGCACAAGAAAAGCAGCUUUCUGCAUCGCCGUGACAAACAAAACCUGGAAUUUGUAAACCAAUGUAAACGGGAGCCGCUAGCUCGAAGCGUAAAAGUAGUUGUUAGAAACUCGACGGGUGUCGAGGCACUUUGACUAUUUUCAGUCUAAAUUCUAAAUGCCUUUGCUGUGGAUGCAUGCCAAAGAACAAGAAGAAACUUUAAGCGUUCCUCUCAUCUGGAUGCGAAGUCCAAAUUUUAAAUGGUGUUUGUGAAAUAUUCUCUUUGGUAUGGCACCACGGGGGACUUUUGUUUUCUUGAGGAUGAUUUUGACAGGGAAAAAAAAACGUUUGUGUGUGUGUGUAUAGUCGGAGAAAAGGUUAUUUAUGUUGGUUGUCUGCUUGUUUGCCAAACAAUUCACGUAUCAAACCACACCAAUGUCUGUCGAGUGUCCUCAAUGUUGUUUCAUUCGUCUUCCGUUCACGCGGGUCGCGGGCGUGCUGCAGCCUAUCCCAGCAAACUCAGAACAUGCAAACUCCGCGCAGGCGGGGCCGGGAUUUGAACCCCGGUCCUCUGAACUGUGAGGCAGAUGUGAUGACCACCGUGCCGCCCAAUAAUUUUUCUGCAAAUAAAAUGUAUUUUAAUCACA